Messenger RNA from Striga asiatica, 1059 nucleotides. Lineage: Eukaryota; Viridiplantae; Streptophyta; Magnoliopsida; Lamiales; Orobanchaceae. The record is from the annotation of a GenBank genome assembly.
AUGUGGUCAAGAGACGUACUUGGGUUCUGCAAGAUGGGAGAAGAACUCAAUCUACAAGGAAGGCGCCUGGAAGAUUCCAAUGAUCAAUCACAAAGAACGUCGCUUUUCAUCACUUCGAGGAAAUGGAGUCGGGAUUUGCCAUCGCGAAAUAGAGUCAACCGGCUGUUGGACCUAAGUCUUCCAUCUAUGCUUUGCCAGGAGAGGAGGCAAAGAGCAGGCAAAAGUGGGCAUUCCACCGGCAGUGGUCCUUCGGAAGGGCAAAGGCCAAGGAAGGUUACCCAAGGGAAAGAUCUUGGAAGAUUACAAAUGAUCAAGAACAAGACAAGCAACCCCGUGAUCGAUGAUGGGAGCGAAUAUUCUAUUGUAUUCCACUUCCACCGGUCUGAAUCAAGGGUUGGGAAUGGGAAAGCAGGAUUGCGUUGCGAGCUAGAUGCCAGAUGGGAGUUGAUGUUGCUAGUCCAAAUAAAGGAGCUCGUUUUGGGAAUGAACCUCGGGUCGUCGACAAGCCUGGCAAGAGGGAAAGCGGGAAAUAGGAAGAAUGGGAAAGGAUGUUUACCAGCAAGUAAAGAGGUCAAGCGAUCGGGUAUUACCCAGCUAAGCGCUCUGAGGAGGUACCGAGGGUCGGAAACCGGAAAUGGCAAGGCAAAGGAUUUUCGACCAGCUCGGAAUGCUCUUUUAGCGAGAUACCAAGGGUCUAGAAAUUCUAGCCCUUACUUUCGGCUCCUAUCCAGGAUGAAGGGGUCCGUCUCCGAGAUCGGGUUGUUUGCGAGUUGGAAUGGAUUGGGUUCGGGAUUCCUUCUAUGGUUUGGAAAUGAAAGAUGGAAAAGCUGGGGGAGCCGGUCUUACCCGUCCGCCCAGGAGUUUGGAAAUCGAUCGAACGAGUUCACAUACUUGGUUCAAAGGCUAGUAGGAAUAGGAAUUAGCGGUCCUGGGAUCAAGAUGCGGGCAAGAAAGCCAGGAUUGAGGGAAAGGCGAUCUGAAAUUGAUCCUAGGUCGGAAACAAGACAAGCCGCAAAGCGCAAAGAAAAAAUAAGAUACCUGGGGUCGGUCACCGGAUAG